CCCACUCCCAUCUCAACACUGUUUGUUUGCCUCCUGGAUUGAAAAUUCUUCGAACAAAGGAAUUUGGAAUUGGCUUCGAUCUCACACGGUAUGUUGUGCGACGGUGUACAAGAGCGAUGAACCAACCUAUGACCCACCCUGGAUCGUCGGGGGAACUGGUUAGGGAAAGUUUUGAGAUCGCUGAUCGAGAUCGGGUACGAUUUCUGCUCGGCAGAAGGGGCGGGGGGUUAGCUACCGCAGUGAAGAAUCAAGAAACAAUGCAGCUGACCUUCCCGUGGGUGACGAAAAACCGGUUUUUACCUGCCCCUGCCCUAUCUAUCGCUCCUUACUUACUUUUUAUAUUCUAUUUUUAUUUCCGUUGCUUUUCUGGGAAUUUUCUGAAAAGGGGUAGAUACUCUGAGCUCUCAAAGAAACUUUCGCAGGAAUUUCCAUGUGGUAGGAUUCUUGUACCAAACCUAAGCAACAAUCAAACUGAACCUGGUACCUGGUGUACCAUCCAAGGACCCUGAUUGAUUAGUAAAAAUAAUGUGACAGGUUGCUAUCGCAUCUUCGAUCAGCCUCAACUAAUUUUGACAUCCAUUUUCCCCAUCUGCAAGGGAAUAAGCAAUGACAGCUGUCAUGGACCAAUACUUGUCAUCGCCCCAGCGUGCGUGUCCAUGAUUUCUUUUUUCCCUUGGGG
This is a messenger RNA of Aspergillus sclerotioniger CBS 115572, 679 nucleotides long. RefSeq lists its product as uncharacterized. Lineage: Eukaryota; Fungi; Ascomycota; Eurotiomycetes; Eurotiales; Aspergillaceae. The transcript has a single exon. The coding region runs from base 117 to 509 and encodes 130 amino acids. The record is from RefSeq and is a predicted model, not a curated record.